Candidula unifasciata is the source of this 1878-nucleotide messenger RNA. Lineage: Eukaryota; Metazoa; Mollusca; Gastropoda; Stylommatophora; Geomitridae. The record is from the annotation of a GenBank genome assembly.
AUGGCAACAGCAGUGUCUGCCAGGCAUUGGUACUCAUGGGUGAGUGAUUAUGUUCUCGAGGACAAGUUUCGAUGGGCUAAAACACCUCAGCUCAAAGAUCUCAUUCCACUGGAAACCAAGCAAGGAACACUGUCUCCACCUGGUGGGAAAUGGGACCCACGUCUUGUUAUAGGCCACAAUGUUGGUUUUGAUAGAUCGUUUGUAAAGGAACAGUACAUGAUUCAGGGAACAGAACUGCGCUUCUUGGACACCAUGUCAAUGCAUAUUGCAAUCUGUGGGUUAACCAGUUUCCAGAGACUUCUUCAUAAUGCUAGCGGAAAAGAUAGCCAUAGGAAGGAAAUUGUUGAACAUGCUAACAAACAGAAGCUGAACAGGAGACCUUCAAGUGACGAGUGGAAGAAAAUCAGCAGUUUAAAUAACCUACGAGAUGUCCAUCAGUUGCACUGUGGUGGAGAACCCAUAGAGAAAGCCAUUAAAGAUGUUUUUGUGAAAGGCAGUAUGGCUGAUGUCCGAGAACAGUUUCAAGAUCUGAUGACAUAUUGUGCUACUGAUGUUCAAGCAACACGUGAAGUAUUUUUAAAACUCUGGCCAGAAUUUAUAGAAAGGUUUCCCCAUCCUGUGACACUGGCAGGAAUGCUGGAGAUGGGUACAGCUUACCUCCCCAUAAAUGAUGCCUGGCCUAGAUAUAUUCAGCAUGCAAACAGCACAUAUGAGGAGUUGGAAAGGGAGCUGAAAAAACUGCUCAUGGCGCUGGCUGAUGAAGCUUGUAUUCUUCUUCAAGAUGAAGAAUAUAAAAAUGACCCUUGGCUUUGGGAUCUGGACUGGUCCACAUCUGCGUAUCGCCUCAACAAAACUGGGAAAAAUCUAGACAAUGUAACUGAUCCAUUUGAGAAAGGAGAUGAUAACAGCAACAAGUUUCCAAGCAGUUUAGUUUUUGAGGAGGGUCAGGAGGCACUAGAGGAGUACAAGAGAGUGAUCAGAAGAGUGUAUUCUACAGCUUCAAGGGUUCCCAAAAAUCCGACUUUCAUGCCAGGCUACCCUUUGUGGUACAGAGAACUGUGUCCUCGUCCCAGAGAUGUUGAUUUCUAUCCUGGCCCAAGUAAUAUUAGCACUCAGUGCCGGGUUACACCCAAACUCAUGCGUCUGGUAUGGGAUGGGUAUCCUGUCCAUUAUGAUGAGAAACAUGGUUGGGGUUACUUAGUACCCUUUCAAGAAGAGCUAAGUCCAAUGGAAAUUGAGCUGAGAAGUCAAGAGAGUGAUCCUCAAGACCAGCACAGAUUUCCUUUACAAGCAUUCCUGUCAUUUGUUCAAAACAGUAAACCCCCCAAGAAUUGCUCUUUGAAUGGUAACAAUGGUGAAGUGGGAUCACCUGAUGCAAUGGACUUGCUUGGGAGAGAUUUUGAUGCACGAGCCAUGGAACUGGAAGAAAAAUUGCCACUUUUGGAAGCAGCAAAAAAUAAGAAACUGAGAAGAAUUCCAGAACAUAUUGGUGUUGGUCCAUAUGAUGUUGGAAUACCAGGUGUUCGCUUUUAUAAAAUUCCACACAAGGAUGGUGAUCACAACCGAGUUGGGAAUCCUUUGGCCAGGGAUUACCUGCUCAGGGCUGAGGAUGGAACUUUGACAGCUAGUCCAGAUGCCCAUGCUGAUCGUGCUCUGAUUCUCGGCAGGAUGUGUUCAUACUGGAAGAACAACCAAAAACGAAUAAUGGGUCAGAUGGCAGUGUGGCUUAACAAGUCAGAGCUGAACAAAAACAUCACACGACAUUCUGACUAUGAGCCUGAAGGGCUCUAUGGUGCUAUAGUGCCUCGAAUUGUCACUGCAGGCACCAUCACAAGAAGGGCAGUAGAACCCACAUGGUUGACAGCAAGUAAUGCUUAU